UAAACACUUCCGGAGAACAUUGGUCUACGUUUUGAUCGUCCUUCAACCCUUUGUUACCCUUGUGCUCUGACACUUUGUGUGGGUUGGGUGCAGGAACGUAGCGAACAGGUCGAUUGUAGCGGUAGUCGUUUUGAUGGCAACGUACUUUACAGUUAUGUCGACUGCAGUGGUUAUUGGAACCACUGAAUUCAAAUUUCAAAGCUGUGGCAAGUUUAGCGUAGUCAUUUAGCACGUGUUGCUGUUGUAGGCAAAUUAACCUUGUCACGUGUCAAUUCGACGUUCUCUUCAACAGGUAAACCCUGUCAGAACCCGUAGCGUUCGGCUAGCGACCCAACGCGUCCUCUGUCAGCUAGGAACGUCUCAGUAUCGUUUGGCUGACCUGGAACGGGGUCUAAGGUGGGGAAAUUCUUGAUGAGUUUGUCAAGGUAUUCCGUGUCAAGUCGGCGGCUUCAUCCUGUGGGGAAAGUGGGGGCGAAUGGCCAAGAGGAGAAGCUGUGCUUUGUUGGCCAAGAGGCGCCAUAUUACUCAGUGCCGAAUGGCCGAGAGGAGAAGACUGGGGGACACAUGAUGGAGGCAAUGUCUGAAACCUAUUGUCUUCACUCCUUAGGAGAGAGACCAGACUCUCACUCUGGCAGCGGGGAGAGUCAUUCAGGGGAACCAGACCCAGAGACGUCCAAACCGGCGAGACGACACCACUGUUCCCAGUGUGGGAAGAGUUUUAACCGAUCACAACACCUGAAAUUACAUGAGAGAACACACACAGGGGAAAAGCCUUACCACUGUUCCCAGUGUGGGAAGAGUUUUCUCCUAUCACAACAACUGAAAUUACAUGAGAGAACACACACAGGAGAAAAGCCUUACCAGUGUUCCCAGUGUGGGAAGAGUUUUAUCCGAUCACAACACCUGAAAUCACACAAGCGAACACACACAGGAGAAAAGCCUUACCAGUGUUCCCAGUGUGGAAAGUGUUUUACUCGGUUAGAUUACCUGAAAAGUCAUAAGCAAAUACACUCUGGAGAGAAGUCUUACUCCUGUUCCCAUUGUGGAAAAAGUAUUAGGUGGUUGGGGACUCUGAAAUCGCAUGAGCGAAUGCACACGCAAAACAAACUCCAAUGUUCCUUGUGUGGAAAGCGGUUUACCCAGUUAGAAGCCCUGAUUGUGCAUGACAGGACACACACAGGCGGGGAUAAGACCUACCACUGCUCCCACUGUGGAAAGAGAUUUAACUGGUUAAGGCAGCUGAAUAAGCAUGAAAGAAUACAUACACAGGAGGAGAAGACAUACCACUGCUCUCAGUGUGGAAAGACAUUUUCCCAGUUAGAGGACCUGAAAUCACAUGAGAGAAUAGAGAGCCUGUGUUCUGACUUGAGUUUUUGACCUGAUCAUUUGUGUUUUUGUUUAAUCUUUAUGAAAUCAGUUUGUAUAUAUGAACGCAGAAUAAGGGUCCUUUUGUUGUUUCAUUUAGAGACCUGAUCGUGUCUAAUAUCAGGUGUCUGUUGUUUCAUUUAGAGACCUGAUCGUGUCUAAUAUCAGGUGUCUGUUUCAUUUAGAGACCUGAUCGUGUCUAAUAUCAGGUGUCUGUUUCAUUUAGAGACCUGAUCGUGUCUAAUAUCAGGUG
Molecule: messenger RNA, 1618 nt
Organism: Oncorhynchus gorbuscha (pink salmon)
Lineage: Eukaryota; Metazoa; Chordata; Actinopteri; Salmoniformes; Salmonidae
Product: putative zinc finger protein 833
Exons: 2
Coding region: 412-1377 (321 amino acids)
Biological process (GO): regulation of transcription by RNA polymerase II
Cellular component (GO): nucleus
Molecular function (GO): DNA-binding transcription factor activity, RNA polymerase II-specific; RNA polymerase II cis-regulatory region sequence-specific DNA binding
Source: RefSeq, a predicted model, not a curated record